CGAUGGGUUCCCUUUGACGAGAGGGUUCGUCCGCGUCGUCACCACGAGAGCGAGGAAGGAGGAGUGUGCCUUCCUUUUGUUCUUGUAUGGAGAGGCGAGUGGCAGUGGAGGGAGAGAAAGGGAUGGAGUGCACGAUGGAGGCGGCGGCGACGGGGGUGGAGAAGGCGUCCAGGUUCCGGAGGAUAUGCGUGUUCUGCGGGAGUCAGUGUGGGAAGAAGCCCGGCUAUCAGGAGGCCGCCGUCGAGCUCGGCAAGGAAUUGGUGAAGAAUGGCAUCGACUUGGUGUAUGGAGGAGGAAGCAUUGGAUUGAUGGGCCUGGUCUCUCAUGCGGUUCAUGAUGGAGGGCGCCAUGUCUUGGGGGUUAUUCCGAAGUCCUUGAUGCCAAAGGAGUUAACUGGUGGAACAAUUGGAGAGGUUAGAGCAGUAUCAGACAUGCAUGAAAGGAAAGCGGAGAUGGCUCGCCAAGCAGAUGCCUUCAUUGCUUUGCCUGGUGGAUAUGGCACACUUGAAGAACUACUUGAGGUCAUUACAUGGGCUCAGCUUGGAAUCCACAAGAAACCGGUUGGACUACUUAAUGUUGAUGGCUUUUACAAUUCGUUGUUAUCUUUUCUCGACAUGGCUGUUGAUGAAGGGUUCAUAUCGCAAGCUGCACGUCACAUCAUUAUAUCUGCCCAUUCAGCCAAGGAGCUAAUGAGGAAACUUGAGGAAUAUGUUUCAGAGUAUGAAUGCACAUUGGUGUGGGAUGCUGAGAAGAAGCCACUGAACUUUGCCCCCGAACCAGAGUCCGGUGUUGCUUCCUAACCUGCUCUCCUUUCCAUGCUCUUCGAACAAGUGUAGGACAAAGUACGACUUCAGAGUAAAUUGCUGGCAGGACUUACAAGUUCAAUGAACAACCUUUGUGCAGUCUUCUGUAUUUAAUCAAUCGGCAUAGUUCGGACACAUAGAAGGAAGUUGUCAGAUUGUAUUCAAAUUCUUCUGCAACUUGUAAGCUUUGGUGUUGCCACUUUCCCGUAUCAAAAUUGGCAUCUUUACAUCACCAUGUGAAGAGUAAUUGAUCCCCAUGAAUUGGUACACAGAUCCAAGCAGUUGGAGACUGGCAUUGACUUUACCAAGCAACUACUACAUAGAACAGAGUGCAUGUAUCUUCAUAUUCCAUGAUCAUAACCUUGUGUGGGAAGUCAUCUUCCUAGUGAUGCAUCGAACUUCCUGUGUUUAUAUCAUCGUUUUGGUACUUCUGUUUCCUGUA
Molecule: messenger RNA, 1245 nt
Organism: Musa acuminata AAA Group (dessert banana)
Lineage: Eukaryota; Viridiplantae; Streptophyta; Magnoliopsida; Zingiberales; Musaceae
Product: cytokinin riboside 5'-monophosphate phosphoribohydrolase LOG7-like
Exons: 7
Coding region: 87-800 (237 amino acids)
Biological process (GO): cytokinin biosynthetic process
Cellular component (GO): cytosol
Molecular function (GO): hydrolase activity, hydrolyzing N-glycosyl compounds
Source: RefSeq, a predicted model, not a curated record